Molecule: messenger RNA, 1755 nt
Organism: Zingiber officinale
Lineage: Eukaryota; Viridiplantae; Streptophyta; Magnoliopsida; Zingiberales; Zingiberaceae
Product: probable glucuronosyltransferase Os03g0107900
Exons: 3
Coding region: 104-1504 (466 amino acids)
Molecular function (GO): glycosyltransferase activity
Source: RefSeq, a predicted model, not a curated record
GACAACACAGCCCUCUCUUUCGAAGCACUAAAAUCCAAUCUUUUUGAUAUAUUUUUUCCCAUCCCUUUCCUUCGAUCUCACUCCACCUCCGAAUCCUCAUGCCAUGCCGGAGCUCAAGCCAAUCUCUCGCUCCGCCUCCUCCCGCCACAUGAAGUUGCUCUCCCGGCGAGCUCAGCCCGGGCGCCACCAGCUUAAGUACCAAAAAUGGCUUCUUUGGACGGUUAUUACUGUUUUCCUAUUCGUGUCCACCACGACCACCACAACCUCCUCCUCCUCCUCCUCCUCCACCACCUCCUCCUCCUCCUCCGCGGCUGCCGACGCAUCCGCCUCGCUCCAGCCGCUGCCGCUCAGAACCACCCUCUCUCUCAAUAAUGCGCCUCGAGCACUCGGCGAAGCCCCCCGAAUUUCAUUCUUUUCGCCUUCCCUUAAGAUUUACGUGUACGAGCUACCGCCGAGCUUUAACCGUGUCUGGUUGAUGUCCAACGCGAGAUGCGGUAGCCACCUGUUCGCGGCGGAGGUAGCGGUGCACGAGGCGCUGGUGGAUUUCGCCGGCCGGGUGUUGGAUCCAAACGAGGCCGACUUCUUCUUCGUCCCCGUGUACGUCUCCUGCAAUUUCAGCACCCCCACCGGCCUCCCUUCACUCCACCACGCUCGUCCCCUUCUCGCCUCCGCUGUCCGCUUCCUCUCAACCGAGUUCCCCUUCUGGAACCGCUCCCGCGGCCGCGACCACUUCUUCGUCGCCUCUCAUGACUUCGGCGCCUGCUUCCACGCCAUGGAAGAUGCGGCAAUUGCGGAUGGAAUACCGGAUUUCAUGCAGGAAUCGAUCAUCCUGCAAACCUUCGGCGUGAGUUCGCCGCACCCUUGCCAGCGAGCAGAGCACGUUUUGAUUCCGCCGUACAUCAAACCGGAUAUCGAAGAGCAGUGGCCGGCGCCGGAGAAGACGAAGCGCGACAUCUUUGCGUUCUUCCGCGGUAAGAUGGAAGUCCACCCUAAGAACAUCAGCGGCCGCUUCUACAGCAAGAGAGUGCGGACGGAGAUAUGGCGGCGGUAUGCCGGGAAUCGGAAGUUUUACCUGCGGCGAAAGCGGUUCGACGGGUACCGAACGGAGAUGGCUCGAUCUGUGUUCUGCCUGUGCCCGCUGGGGUGGGCGCCUUGGAGCCCACGGCUGGUGGAGGCUGUGGCGCUCGGCUGCGUGCCGGUGGUCAUCGCGGACGGCAUUCGACUGCCGUUCCCGGAGGCGGUGCGGUGGACGGAGAUCUCUCUGUCCCUGGCGGAGGCCGACAUAGGGAGGCUGGAGGAGCUGCUGAACCACGUGGCGGCCACCAACCUGUCGACGAUCCAGCGCAACCUGUGGGACCCGGCGUUGCGGCGAGCUCUGCUGUUCCGCCAUCCGAUGGCGGAGGGUGAUGCGACAUGGCACGCGCUGCGGACGCUCGAGGGGAAGCUCGACCGCUCGUGGCGACGGCAGCGGCGGGCGGUGUCGCUUCCGCAAUCGCCAAGGUAGGUGCUAGAGACGGAGAUGACCGGCGGUGGGAAACAGCUGCCCGUUACACAAUUGCUUAGCUGUCAACUCGUGAUUCGAGGAAAGUGGAUCCCAGUACGAUACGACGUUUGUAAUUCCAGCUGACGUGGAGUUGGUCCAUAAAUGAAAGAAAAUGAAUUCGAUUACAAAUUAAUUUUCGACCAAGAUGUAAAUGUGACUAGCUCCAGGUUCAAGAAUUAUAUAUGUGACCAAUGAUUAAUUAUUUCAUUUUA